CUGUCCGCACGUGCAAUAAAGUUUUGAUUGUGUAGUGCAAAAAUUCGAAUUUCGUCAAAUGCCAUUUUACAUGUAGUGGCCUACACCAAAAAUGGCAACAAAAAGUCCCGCUAAGGUUAAAUUUGCUCCACCUAAUAAAUUAUGUGAGGUUCAUUCAAUAAUAACGUGGUCCUAUGCAUAUCAGGAAGCCAGGAAAGGGCCAUGGGAAAUGCAUGCAAGAGACAGAGACAGGUUUCGUUUGAGAAUCUUCCGGGUGGAACAAAGCAUUAAGCAUAUUUUUGAUCAGGAGCACAGGACUAGAAUUUAUAAAGAGAGGUUUCAGAAUGAAUAAAAAUAAUUUUAAUUUACUUUUAUUGGUUAGCGUCUAUAUUUUAUUAUCGGUUUUAGAAUAAUAAAUAUUUGUAAAUA
Anthonomus grandis grandis is the source of this 408-nucleotide messenger RNA. Its product is annotated as protein phosphatase 1 regulatory subunit 15A-like. Gene Ontology annotation, cellular component: protein phosphatase type 1 complex; endoplasmic reticulum. Gene Ontology annotation, molecular function: protein phosphatase regulator activity. NCBI's taxonomy places the organism in Eukaryota, Metazoa, Arthropoda, Insecta, Coleoptera, Curculionidae. Bases 92 to 331 code for a protein of 79 amino acids. The record is from RefSeq and is a predicted model, not a curated record. Gene Ontology annotation, biological process: response to endoplasmic reticulum stress. The transcript has 2 exons.